AACCUGAGCUAGAUUGAGACUUCCUCUCUCUCUCUCUCUCUCUCUCUCUCUGCAUAAGAGACUACCGAUCUUUUGAUAAACAUACCCUUAAAUUGGAACUGAGCGGCCUAAUCAUACAAAUUUACGUGUAGUUCACGGAACACCAGUGUCCUAUAUAAACAUGAAAGCGUUGUGCCAUCUCUGGAACCAUUAGCAUUUAGAAAUACAUAUACAAAAACAUUUAUCUGCAGGAAACGAACUAGGACUCUAGUUUUCCCAAAAAUUGCAUAAAUUAACUUCCUCCUCUUCCUCCUUGUUCUAAAAUUCUUCUUCUUCUUCUUCUUCUUCUCUGCAAUAGAUUGCAGUUCUGCUCAUCUCCUUCUGCAACUCUCCAACAUGGAGAACUGCCAAUUAUUUUUCCCCGGUUCAGCAACACCUUCAUGUUCUCCAUUUUUUACUAACAUGCCAAAUUCUCAUCCCUUUUCUCAUUUGGAUGGAGCCAGAGGUAAAGGGUUCUUGGAGUUGAAGACAGAGAACACAGUUUCCCACUCAGAUGCCCAAACCAGUUCUGAUCAAUGGGGUUUCUGUGAUGAUUCUGAAAGUAAGGUGGUGAGAACAGGCAAGAAAGAGUGCUGCAGGAAGAAGAUUAAAAUGCACAGGUAUGCAUUUCACACAAGAACCCAGGUUGAUAUUCUUGAUGAUGGAUAUCGAUGGAGAAAGUACGGGCAAAAAGCAGUGAAGAACUGCAAAUACCCAAGAAGCUAUUACAGGUGUACACAUCAAGGCUGCAAUGUAAAGAAGCAAAUCCAGCGGCUUUCCAAGGAUGAAGGAAUUGUUGUGACAACCUAUGAAGGAAAACACACACACCCCACCCUGAGUUUACCAAUUGCUUGGCAUGUCUCUUGAUGCAGCACCAAACGAAAUGCCCACUUUUUAUUUUUAAGCUUGCAGUCUAAUUUCCCCAUUUUUGUUUUUUUUUCUUUUUUGUUUACUGGAAUUUGUAUUUUCUGAGAAUAGUUGAGAAGCAUUAAUAAUGGCAUCGGCCCCUGCAAUACUCUUUUAGUUCCA
Molecule: messenger RNA, 1047 nt
Organism: Malania oleifera
Lineage: Eukaryota; Viridiplantae; Streptophyta; Magnoliopsida; Santalales; Ximeniaceae
Product: probable WRKY transcription factor 75
Exons: 2
Coding region: 376-885 (169 amino acids)
Biological process (GO): regulation of DNA-templated transcription
Molecular function (GO): sequence-specific DNA binding; DNA-binding transcription factor activity
Source: RefSeq, a predicted model, not a curated record